Botrytis cinerea B05.10 is the source of this 1214-nucleotide messenger RNA. RefSeq lists its product as hypothetical. The record is from RefSeq and is a predicted model, not a curated record. The transcript has a single exon. Lineage: Eukaryota; Fungi; Ascomycota; Leotiomycetes; Helotiales; Sclerotiniaceae. The coding region runs from base 190 to 1083 and encodes 297 amino acids.
GCAUAUACAUUCUUUUUUGGUGCCCAGUCGCCUCACAUUCAUUCAAUCCAAAUUCUGUACAUUCAUUCAUCCAGCUAGUUCUGGUAGAUUUUGCUCCAUCCAUCUCCAUCGAUUCAUAUCCCCAAACUCAAAUCCUCUCCCAACCAAGAAAAUUUUAUCUCGACGAUAAACCAAAUCCUCCUUUUCAAAAUGCAAUACACAUCCACCAUCCUCAUGGCCGCUGGCCUCAUCACCUCCGUCUCCGCCCACGGUAGUAUCCUUACCCCAAAACCCCGUAUUCCCGGUGCCGCCAUGGCAGCCGCAUGCGGUCAACAAGUCGAGGUAAAUCAAGCUUCCGACCACAACGGAAACAUCCAAGGCAUGCUCCAAGUUGCCGCCAGUCAAAGCGACUACGAUGCCGCUGCAUGCAACAUCUGGCAAUGCAAGGGUUACAAAUAUGCCGACAACACUGAUCUCGUGCAAAGCUGGACUGCAGGCCAAGUCGUUCCUUUCACAUUCAAUGUUGCGGCUCCUCACACCGGUACCGCCAACGUGUCGAUUAUCGACACUGCCGCCAACACUGUCAUCAAACAAUUGCUCUACUAUGAUGUUUUCGCAAGCGUCUCCACCGGUGUCACAUCCAACGAAACCAGCUUCAGCAUCACCAUUCCCGAUGAUCUCCCAAGCACCUGUGCUACCCCUGGUGGAUGCGUGGUGCAACAUUGGUGGGACGCUGCUUCCAUCGACCAAACCUACGAGUCGUGCGUCGAUUUCACCGUCGGUUCCGCAUCCGGUUCCGGAUCUGCUUCUUCCGCAGUCGCUUCUUCAGCCGUCGCAUCAUCCACUGUUGCUGCUUCUUCCGCUGUUGUCGCUUCAUCCUCUUCCAUCGCAGUCGUAGCAUCCAGCUCUGCGGUCGCUUCAUCCGUUAGCUCCGUUGCUGCCAUUGCUACCUCGGCCGCUGUUUCUAGCGCCGCCCAAACUACCACUUUUGCCGCUCUCCCAACUACUCUGGCCACUGUUACCAAGGCAAGCAGCACUUCCAGCGCCGCUGCCGUGGCUACUUCUGCUGCUCCAGAGGAGGAUGACGAUACUUGUGAUGCUUAAGUAUUCGAGUAGAGUAGUAGAUAUGUUUUUGUAUAUUUAGGAUGAGGAAAUAGAGGUCGAUAGAUGGAAAAAGAGGUUAAAUUUUUUUCUUGUAUAUAGAUAGAUGUUUGAGGAAUGAAAGAUGUUUUUCA